ACCUCCUUCCCGCCGCUGAGACUAGGAAGCGGGACGCCAAAUCUGUCCCCGCGCAGCCGCCGCCGCCGGGUGCCGAGCGGGGCGGCCGCCCUCUCCGAGGCGCGCGUGCGCACGUCCCCACGCACGCUCCGGCGUACGGCGGCGGCCAGGGGUCGCGAGCCGGUGGAGGACCCGCGCACGGAGGAGCCCGGGGAGUCGGCGCCUCUUCCCUCCCUCUCCCAUUCCCCUCCCCGCUCCCUCCCCCCCCUCCCCAAGAAUGUUCCGCUACGAGUCUUUGGAGGAUUGUCCUCUGGAUGAAGAUGAAGAUGCAUUUCAGGGCCUGGGAGAGGAGGACGAAGAGAUUGAUCAAUUCAAUGAUGAUACAUUUGGGUCAGGUGCAGUUGAUGAUGAUUGGCAGGAAGCACAUGAGCGCCUGGCUGAACUGGAGGAGAAGCUACCUGCAGCAGUUAAUGAACAAAGCGGCAAUGGAGAAAGGGAUGAGAUGGACUUGUUGGGUGACCAUGAGGAGAAUCUGGCAGAGAGGCUCAGCAAGAUGGUGAUUGAAAAUGAACUUGAAGACCCAGCUAUCAUGCGGGCGGUACAGACCAGGCCAGUGUUGCAACCCCAACCAGGAAGUCUCAAUUCCAGCAUCUGGGAUGGAUCUGAAGUUCUGAGGCGAAUCCGAGGACCACUGCUUGCUCAGGAAAUGCCUACAGUGUCUGUGUUAGAAUAUGCCUUGCCUCAGAGGCCCCCCCAGGGCCCAGAAGACGAUCGGGACCUGUCCGAGCGCGCAUUACCAAGGCGGUCCACCUCGCCUGUCAUUGGGAGUCCUCCUGUUAGAGCUGUCCCCAUAGGCACCCCACCUAAGCAGAUGGCUGUGCCCAGCUUCAACCAGCAGCCUGUGCAGUCCUGUUCCAUAGACUUCCCUCCACCUGAAACCAGCAGCUGGAAAGGAAGGCCAAUGUGGAAGAUUCUGUGUCCAAAGGCUGUCCACGUUCGGCCCCCAAUGCCGCCACGGUAUCCUGCUCCCUAUGGUGAGAGGAUGUCUCCAAACCAGCUCUGCAGUGUCCCGAACUCCUCCCUGCUGGGCCACCCUUUUCCCCCUAGCGUCCCUCCUGUCCUCAGCCCCCUCCAGAGAGCACAGCUUCUUGGAGGAGCACAGCUACAGCCUGGACGGAUGUCUCCCAGCCAGUUUGCACGGGUGCCUGGAUUCGUGGGCAGCCCACUUGCCGCCAUGAAUCCCAAGCUGUUGCAAGGGCGAGUUGGGCAGAUGCUCCCCCCGGCGCCAGGCUUCCGCGCCUUCUUCAGCGCCCCACCCCCCGCUACACCACCCCCUCCGCAGCAGCAUCCCCCUGGCCCAGGACCCCACCUGCAAAACCUAAGAUCACAGGCUCCAAUGUUUAGACCAGACACAACCCACCUUCAUCCACAGCACCGUCGACUUUUGCAUCAGAGACAGCAACAGAAUAGAAAUCAACAUCGGAAUCUCAACGGUGCAGGAGACAGAGGGAGUCACCGGAGCAGUCAUCAGGAUCAUAUCCGAAAGGAUCCGUAUGCCAACCUCAUGCUGCAGCGAGAAAAAGACUGGGUCUCUAAAAUCCAGAUGAUGCAACUGCAAAGCACUGAUCCCUACCUGGAUGAUUUUUAUUAUCAGAAUUACUUUGAAAAACUGGAGAAACUGUCAGCUGCUGAAGAAAUGCAAGGUGACGGCCCAAAAAAGGAGCGUACCAAGCUCAUCACACCUCAGGUGGCCAAGCUGGAGCACACCUACAAGCCAGUGCAGUUUGAGGGCUCUUUGGGAAAGCUCACUGUCUCUAGUGUGAAUAAUCCCCGAAAAAUGAUUGAUGCUGUUGUGACGUCUCGGAGUGAGGAUGAUGAGACAAAAGAAAAACAGGUUCGGGACAAAAGACGAAAAACCCUUUUCAUAAUUGAGAAAACCUAUAGUUUACUGCUUGAUGUGGAGGAUUACGAAAGGCGUUAUCUCCUAAGUCUGGAAGAAGAGCGACCUGCCUUGAUGGAUGAAAGAAAGCACAAAAUUUGUUGCAUGUAUGACAACUUAAGGGGGAAAUUGCCUGGACAGGAGAGGCCGAGUGAUGACCACUUUGUACAGAUCAUGUGUAUCCGAAAGGGGAAGAGAAUGGUGGCCCGGAUUCUGCCUUUCCUCUCCACAGAGCAAGCAGCUGACAUUCUCAUGACAACAGCCAGGAACCUCCCUUUCCUCAUCAAGAAGGACGCACAGGAUGAGGUGCUGCCAUGCCUAUUGAGUCCCUUCUCUCUCCUCCUCUACCAUCUUCCACCAGUGACCGUCACCAGCCUUCUGCAGCAGCUGAUGAACCUACCUCAGAGUGCAGCGGCCCCAGCUCCGUCCAACCCACACCUCUCUGCCGUGCUCCAGAACAAGUUUGGCCUGUCCCUGCUCCUCGUCGUCCUGAGCCGCGGGGAAGACCUACAGAGCUCAGACGCCGCUUCAGAAUCGGCGCAAAGCAACCCAUGGACGGAGGUGAUGUUUGUGGCAACCCGAGAACUUUUGCGGAUUCCCCAGACGGGCCUGGCCAAGCCAAUCUCUAUACCCACAAACCUAGUAUCCCUCUUUUCUCGUUACGUUGACCGACAGAAACUGAACUUGCUGGAGACAAAACUGCAGUAAGUUGGAAAUAGCAGAAUUCCACAUCUCACUGAAGCUGGCACUUUAGAAGUUACGUUGAGGAGGUUGGGGGUGAAAGGGGCAUAAGACGUCAUGAAUCCAGUGGAAGAGAUUAAACACUUCUGUGAAAUACA
Molecule: messenger RNA, 2757 nt
Organism: Bubalus bubalis (water buffalo)
Lineage: Eukaryota; Metazoa; Chordata; Mammalia; Artiodactyla; Bovidae
Gene: PATL1
Product: PAT1 homolog 1, processing body mRNA decay factor
Exons: 19
Coding region: 257-2626 (789 amino acids)
Biological process (GO): P-body assembly; deadenylation-dependent decapping of nuclear-transcribed mRNA
Cellular component (GO): P-body
Molecular function (GO): RNA binding
Source: RefSeq, a predicted model, not a curated record